This is a messenger RNA of Arachis duranensis, 1794 nucleotides long. Its product is annotated as protein FAR1-RELATED SEQUENCE 5-like. The transcript is spliced from 5 exons. Gene Ontology annotation, biological process: regulation of DNA-templated transcription. The record is from RefSeq and is a predicted model, not a curated record. Bases 1 to 1794 code for a protein of 597 amino acids. Lineage: Eukaryota; Viridiplantae; Streptophyta; Magnoliopsida; Fabales; Fabaceae.
AUGACUACUCUGACCGAAGAGAUUCUGAAAUUCCCUGCAGCUAAUGGAUUUUUCUGUCAUACUGAUUCGAGUGCAAUUGCAAAGUUCUUCUGUAACAUGACUGUUAUGCUACGGUUAUUGGAAGAGUCAGAUGAGAACAGCUCGGAUGGAUAUUGUGGCCAUUAUUACGCGAGUGACGAUGAAGGUGUGGAGGACGAAGGUGGUGAGGACUGCGGUGGUGAGGAAGGUGACCCAACAGGUGGCAGAGAAGAUGAACAUGGUAAUUUCUCAGGUGGUGCCAGUCAUGCAAGAGAUGGUGGGAAAAUUCGGCCGAUUGUCGCAGAGGAUUUCCUAGGCAGAGAGUUUGUUGGGGAGGAAGAUGCCUACCUUGCGUACAAGGAGUUUGCUAGGACGAGGGGUUUUGGGGUCCGCAAGGGAGAUGUGGGGCGUGUUGACGGGGUUUUAGUCUGGAGAGACUUUUUUGCCACCGGCAAGGCACAAGACAUCCUAAGCACUAUAACCGUCCUGAGCAAUGUGUGGAAGGUUAGGACCAUCUUCGAUAAGCACAACCACGAGCUUGCUCCGGUUAUGUUUUCCCAUAUUUUGCCUAGCCAUCGCAAGAUGAGUAUCGGUGACAAAGCGCAAAUUGAUAGCAUGAAGAAGUUUGGGAUACCAACCUCAAAGAUAAUGACUUACGUGGCUGGUCAAUCUGGAGGGUAUGAAAUGCUGCGAUUUACAAAGUGUGAUUUGUAUAAUUACGUACACGGGCAAAGGCUAGCCCGAAGCAAUGAUGGCCAUGCUGCAGCAACGAUCAGUUACUUGGAGGGCAAGGCGAAUGCCGACAUGACGACAUUCGGACGUUACACGCGAACUGCGGAUAAUCGGCUAGGGAGCCUUUUCUGGGUCGAAGGUGAGAUGAUGUCAGACUAUCAGUUAUUUGGAGAUGUUAUGGCUUUUGAUUUGAUGUAUCGGUCUAAUAAGUACAAGAAACUGCUUGUAGUGUUCUCCGGGUCAAAUCACCACAAACAGACAACCAUUUUUGGAUUGGCGCUACUGGAGGAUGAGGAAGUUCGUACUUACCGGUGGCUGUUGUUAAAUCUUGUAGACGUAAUGGGAGAGAAGACACCGUGCGUUGUUAUCAUGGAUGGGGACAAAGUGAUGCGCGCAGCCAUCACGGAGGUGUUCCCGACAGCUAGGCACCGGCUGUGCGGGUGGCACUUGGAGAAAAACUGUGUUCAAAGGGUUAAGGAUACCGAAUUUCGGAAGGUCUUUAAGAAGCCUAUGUAUGCCAACUUUGUGGUGGAGGACUUCGAGGAAUAUUGGAAGAAGGAAGUGGAGUCACUUAGCCUUCAAAAUAAUAGUUGGGUUCAAAGUACAUACGAGCUCAAAGAAAGUUGGGCAACAACAUAUCUCCGGGGCACGUUCUAUGCGGGAUAUCGGAUAACCUCCAGGUGUGAGGGAAUUAAUGCAUACAUAAAGGGGUUCUUGAAAUCCACUUAUAGCAUUUUAGAACUGGUGCACAGCUUAGAUCGCGUUGUAAAGGAUUAUCGUAACAACGAAGUCACGGCGCAGUUCUAUUCUACGUAUUAUAGCUCCAUAUUAACAACCGGGCUUGACUCCAUUGAGCUUUUUGCAUCAAAAUUGUACACGCGGAAAGUUUUUAGAGAGGUGAAGAAACAAAUCAAGGGUGUUGUGACCUUGCUAUUUUGUGGGAGAGAUAGCAUCAGCACAAUGGUUGUCUACAAGUUUUCAAGGAUGGGCGCCCCUGGUAGGACUCACAAGGUUUUGUUUGACCCUGAUGACAAGAAAAUUUAG